Molecule: messenger RNA, 783 nt
Organism: Penaeus indicus
Lineage: Eukaryota; Metazoa; Arthropoda; Malacostraca; Decapoda; Penaeidae
Exons: 2
Coding region: 1-783 (260 amino acids)
Source: RefSeq, a predicted model, not a curated record
AUGUUGCCUCAGCCACGGUCGUCGGAGUCUGAUCGUCAGCGCCGUCAGGUUGCGGAGUACUCGCCGGGCGGCGCCCACGGCGCCUCCUGCCUCUGGGGCUUAUAUAUUCCCUUUCAGACAGAAUGCAUGUACCAGCCAAUUAAACUGCUUCAUCCACCUCCCGAGCCAGAGAUUAUUACAAUCAACCGAGAACCACUUGCUUAUGCAACUGACUUCACUUACCUAGGAAGUACGGUCUCUAGCACUGCAAGGAUAGGUAAGGAGCUAAGAAACAGGAUAGGCAAAGCAAGCACAGCUUUCGGGAAACUCCGGCAGAGGCUUUGGAACAAUAGACAUGUCUCCAUAAGAGUCAAGUGCAAAGUGUCCAGAGCUGUGGUACUGUCCACACUCCUUUAUGGAGCUGAAACCUGGACAAUAUUUAGAACUCAGGUGAAGAAGCUGGGCGCAUACAUGAUGAGACAACUGAGGGACAUCAUGAGCAUAAAGUGGUAUGAUAAGAUCACAAAUGAGGAAAUACUUAGACGUGCCAACCUACCUUGCAUGGCUGAUAUACUCAUCGAGAAAAACCUCAGGUGGUUAGGCCAUGUACACAGGAUGGAUACCGACAGACUCCCUAGACAGCUGCUGUACUCACAACUAUGCGAAGGAAAAAGAAACCAAGGAAGACCUAGGCUCAGAUUUAAGGACGUAACAAAAAGGAAUAUGAAGUACAGAAAGAGUGACAUAGAAACUUGGCAGAUUACGGCCAACGAUAGAGCUGCUUGGAGAUCUAUAUCCAAGUAG